This is a messenger RNA of Lethenteron reissneri (Far Eastern brook lamprey), 4453 nucleotides long. Its product is annotated as double-stranded RNA-specific editase 1-like. The record is from RefSeq and is a predicted model, not a curated record. Lineage: Eukaryota; Metazoa; Chordata; Hyperoartia; Petromyzontiformes; Petromyzontidae. Gene Ontology annotation, molecular function: tRNA-specific adenosine deaminase activity; double-stranded RNA adenosine deaminase activity; adenosine deaminase activity. Gene Ontology annotation, biological process: adenosine to inosine editing; RNA processing. Gene Ontology annotation, cellular component: nucleolus; cytoplasm.
UAUGGGCUGGUGUAACCAGGAAGUUCCUACCAGUAAAAGGAUCGCUGUCUCUGCAUUUGUCUCCUGACGUCACAGAGUUCAACUACGUCCCAAUUUAUUUCCAUCUCUCUCUCUCAUAUGUGACAAGGACAAGGCACAAAACAUCCUUACGAAGAAGGGCGGCACGGCAGACGAAGCGGGCAGGUUGGCCAGUGCCACCCCUGGCCGACUUUGUUUCCCCAGUGGCGAAGUUAACGACACACCGCGCCAGGUGAUGACCAGGAGGAGGCUAUGAAGAUGGAAGAUGGGAGUGAUGGUGAUAUGAGUUCAGUCGGCGCUGACGUCAAAGAAAACAUGGCCACAACCGGCGGUCUAUUCGGGGGUGUUGCGAAUGGCAACAACCCGCGAAAGCGGCCCCUAGAAGACGGCGGCAACAAUGGCGAGAGAGGCUUCUUGAUGGGUAGGCGUCCCAUCAAGAAGAGGAAGGUGCCGGGCCCGGCCCUACCCAAGAACGCGCUCAUGCACCUCAAUGAGAUCCAGCCGGGCCUGCAGUUCACGCUCGUGUCGCAGACAGGACCUGUGCACGCGCCGUGCUUCAUCAUGGCCGUGGAGGUGAACGGCCAGAAGUACGAGGGCUCCGGCCCCACCAAGAAGAAGGCCAAGCAGCAGGCGGCCGAGAAGGCGAUGCGCUCGUUCGUGCAGUUCCACAACGAGUACGACGCCUGUCUCGCCCGCGGUGGCGUGCGCGUGCCCAUCAUGGCCGCCGACUUCACGUCCGACCUGGGCGAGCUGCCUGACGUGCUCUUUAACGGCUUUGAGCUGCCACCUCCAGAGCCCGAGGCAUUGGCGGCCGCGGCGGCUGCGGCGGCCGCGGCGGCUGCGGCGGCCGCGGCGGCCGCCGCAGCCGCGGCGGUGGCGGCAACGGCCGGCACAAACGGCGGGGGCGGUCACUCCGUGGCUGAUCAGAAGCCCCCACUCGACAGCCCCUUCCCGCAGAACCUGGCGUCGCUUGUGACGGCGAGCGGAAAGAACCCCGUGAUGAUCCUCAACGAGCUGCGGCCGGGCCUCAAGUACGACUACGUGUCGGAGUCGGGCGAGAGCCACGCCAAGAACUUCGUCAUGUCGGUGACGCUGGACGAGCAGACCUUUGAGGGCUCCGGGCGCAACAAGAAGCUGGCCAAGGCACGCGCGGCACAGGCUGCCUUGCAGAACAUCUUCAACGUCCAGCUGGACGUAGCACCGAGCCGCCAGCCCAUCCCCAGCGAGGGCCUACAGCUGCACCUGCCCCAGGUACUGGCAGAUGCGGUGGCUCGAUUGAUCCAGGACAAGUUUGGCGAGCUAACCGACAAUUUCACGUCGCCCAACGCUCGCCGGAAAGUGCUGGCUGGCAUCGUCAUGACUGCAGGCCCGGAUGUGAAGGACGCACGUGUGAUCUCAGUUUCGACGGGCACCAAGUGCAUCAACGGCGAGUACAUGAGUGACCGCGGACUGGCCCUCAACGACUGCCACGCCGAGAUCGUGUCGCGUCGCUGCCUUCUGCGCUUCCUCUACUCGCAACUCGAGAUGCUCGCCGGCGAAGGCGACGCCGAGGACGGCUGCAUUUUCUGCGAGCGGGAGGGAGGCGGCGGAUACCAGCUGAAGCCGCACAUCCAGUUUCACUUGUACAUCAGCACGUCGCCGUGCGGGGACGCACGCAUCUUCUCUCCGCACGAGGCCAGCAUGGAGGUGGAACGCGGCGACAAGCACCCGAACCGGAAAGCGCGGGGACAACUGCGGACGAAGAUCGAGUCCGGGGAGGGCACCAUCCCCGUGCGCUCAUGCAACGCCAUCCAGACGUGGGACGGCGUGCUGCAGGGGGAACGCCUCCUCACCAUGUCCUGCAGCGACAAGAUCGCGAGGUGGAACGUGGUGGGGAUCCAGGGCUCACUGCUCAGCCACUACGUGGAUCCCAUCUACCUGGACAGCAUCAUCCUGGGCAGCUUGUACCACGGCGAGCACCUGUCACGCGCCGUCUGCCAGCGCAUGGCCGACGUGGGGGAGCUUCCCCCGCUAUUUAAGCUCAACCGGCCCCUGCUCAGCGGAAUCAGCAACGCUGAGUCGCGUCAGCCGGGCAAGGCGCCCAGCUUCAGCGUGAACUGGACGGUGGGCGACCACAGCCUGGAGGUGGUCAAUGCCACCACGGGCAAGGACGACACGGGGCGGCCCUCUCGCCUCGCCAAGAACGCCUUCUUCACCCGAUGGGUGCGGCUCUAUGGAAAGCUGAAAAGCCGCGUACCUCUGAAGCCGGAACGCCCCACGCUGUACAGCAUGGCCAAGCUGGAAGUCGGCGAUUAUCAGCUCGCCAAACAGCAGCUUGACCUCAGCUUCCAGGGAGCGGGACUGGGAGCCUGGAUCAAAAAACCCAUUGAGCAAGACCAGUUUACUGUCGCGGUGUGAGUCUGGCUGGUGGCACCUCCAGAAUAAAGUGUAUUGUCGAGGGAACAAAAGCAGAACCGGGGGGGUGGGGGGGGGAAAUGAGGAGCCCUAGGUAGAGGGAGGUGAAGGAUAUGGGGCGGGCAAGAGAAAAAAGAGGGUGUUUAAAUAAUAAUUAAAAAAUUAAGAAAAAAAUCAUUCAAUUUUACAGCAUUGCCACCAAAAUGUUGCAAUGCAGUUUUGUGGCAUCUGUUCAUACAUUUUAUAAGCUGUGUUUGAUUUAAUGUGGUAGAGAUACCCUGCAUAAUUAGUAGGUGUGCAGAGAUGUUGGAAUGAAUGUCGGUGCAUCUUCAUUGGUGUCACUUCAACUUUUCGUUUAGCCCAAUAUGGAAAUACUUUUUCACCUGUGCUCAAUGUAGAUUUUUAAUCGUCACCUUUAAGUUUAGUCAUUUGAACAGCUCCUGCUUUUUUAAAAUGUACCUUUUUGUAAAAAAUAAAAUGUGAGCGUGUGCUUUUUAGUAUCUCCGUUGAACCGCAUUCCUUUACCACGCUACCCUAAUGUCCGUUUCUGCCCCAAAGACUGGCACUAACAAACAAAAUGAUCUUGUCCCGUCAUUUUAAGGUGUGUAAACAGAGCGCACGGGCGUGCAUUAAAUCCCUAUCGCUCACACCUUUUUAACGAGGAAAACCAAGUGGCCGAUGUGCGAAGGAGCGCGCGCUUGUUUGCAAGCAGCGUGGCUCUUGGUCCAUGGCCAGUGGCUUCGUUACAUGGCAGCCGAUUGCUCCUUGGUGCUCCUGUUGGGGUGUUGGUUAGGGUUGCCAUCUCCUAGAUACAAAAAAAAAUCGAGACCUAUCACGGGUAGAAUAAUACCUCACCAUUCCAUAAGAGGGGGAUAAGUUAUUUGACUGCUUUGUUUUUGAGUGGGUAUAUUAUCGUGCAAUGGCAACAACAAAAACUGAAAGUGAUAACUUUUAAUUCCCUCGGGACGACUUACAGAUUUCCCUGAGCAGCAACCUCAACAAGAGGGCAAAACUGGAGGGAAAAAAACAAGGUGGAAUCUCUAGUCUGGGGUACAGCCCACACCCUCACCAGCACCCAUCCACCAACCUGUCUCUCUCCUACGUUGUGCGAGUCCCAAGGCGAGCAACGUAGCCAAAUGUAACCUUUCGUUUUAUCCUGUUUGUUCAGAACUCAAAAGCCAUGAGGAUGAUCAGGGUUUGGGCCCAAUGAAAAGGGCUGGAAGUAGUACCAGUUAUGUGAUAUGUACGUAAGGGAGGAGAUUGAAUUGGAGAGAGGUGGUAUUUAAAUGUCUGAUCUGUUAGCCCUGCUUGCUGCCCACUCGCGCUUGGCUGUGUCCAAUGAGGCUCCAGGAGACAAUCUCAGCUGCUUGAAAUUAAUUUCCAUUCCACAGCAGUUCGUGGUUGGCAUUAGUGGCCACUGGCCCUUCACUUGUCCAUAAAUAGAACUCACCGCCCAAAUUAAAAGUUUUAAUGUUGAUGGCCGAUUGUUUUUUAGUGCGGUGUGCCAACUUGGCAACAAUAGCCCUCCUUUUAUUCGUAAUCACACUGAACCAAUGAAAUUUACCCGCUUUCGAAGUGUUAAACGCAAAAGGUGAAGUGAAACUUAUCUGUACAUGUGUGACAUAGGUAUAUGAAAUUGCACUCUGCCCAUCAUACUGUGGUUUUCUGAGCUCCGAUCUUACUAAGGUACACUACGUUUGUGUAUAUAUUGAAUAUUGGAAGAUUUUAACGUUCCUUAAAUUUUAACUGUGAACAAAUUAACUGGAAAUUUAAAUGUUGACCGCAUUCGUGAAUAUUAAGCGUUCAGAAAACUCUGCAGCACUGCCGGAGAUUAUAAAUAUUGUCCAAAUCAUUAUUUACUCCCCAAAGCGAAUGCUCUGCAAGAUGGAUCUUUUAAGUAUUCCCUUUAUCUUUCGAAAGCAAGGAUGUUUUACACAUGUACAUAUUUGAUGUAUAUUGCUGCAUAAUGAGUCCUUGCUUUACAAAACAUAUGGAAUCUCGUUUUGCUUUGAAAGGGAAUAAAUGCACCUGUGAAAAAGAA